UUGGGUGGGAGGUCACGCCGCCCAACAAUUCAAACGCGACCAACAGGUCUAUCGCAGCUUCACAUAUCAAAAUGGAUUGCAUCGCAAGAGGUGCCUGUUGAUUGACUCUCUGGCUGUGGCUGCUGCUGUGAGUGAAGCCUGGCUACCUGUGGAGCCACUCCCGGUCGUGGUCGCGCGCUACAAGCGCUGCAGUUGCAUCCAAGAGGGAGAGAGAGAGAGAAAGACAGCGGUGAGUCUUGCGUCGGUCGGUAUCUCGACGAGGUGGGAGCUACGCGUUGAGGAGAUGCAUCGCGCCUACCACCACCACCACCACCAGCAGGAAGAAGAAGAGCGCCGGGACGACGAUGGGUACGACGAGGAUUGGGACGAUGACGUGUACUACGCCGCAGCGGCCAGGCCCGUGUUCCAAACACUCCGCGAGACCCAAAGAUUCAAGCCGUUUGUGUGUCUUCACGCGACGAUCCGCUACAACGCGGGGCCCCGGUCUCCUCUCGCUGCCCCUCGGCUCCAGGUGCCAAACAUGCGACACCUGCGGGCAAUGAGACCCACACCGACACGCGCCGCCGCCGCCGCCGCCGCCGCCGCCGCCGCCGGGGACGCCUUUCCGCUAGGCGGCCCCUUCCACGACCUCCUCAACAACAGCAACCAAGGCCGCGACCUCUCCUCGCCCAGGGCAAGCGUUAGCACAGACCCAAGCGAUACGCCGUCUUCGUCCACGGCGUCCCUUGGCGACGGCAGCGGCGGCAGCGUGCCCCCGCUGGGACAGCUAACGCCCCCGUCGCUGCCUGCGGGAGCGGACGGGGCGGGGGUAGGCGUGGGGGCCGGUGAUGAUGGUUCUGCAACCCAGGGGACGAUGUUCACGAGCCACCGGACUGCAGAAACGCCUGUCGCCGUCGCCUGGCCCUCGCUUGGCGCAAGGGACAACAGCAACAACAACACCCACGCUGGCAUCAAGGUAGCGGUGCGCCAGCGCGAAGGGAACGAGAGCAGCCUCGUGCACUUGAGGGACUCGCCGAGGCGGCGACGCGGCGGCAGGGACGACGCCAACCGCCCGAGCAACCGAACACAGCUCGAGGGUAAGAUGGCAUCGUCGUCGCCGCCUUCGACGGCGGCGGCCGCCACCGGGCGGGGGCAACAAGGGCCCCGGAGGCCUACCACGCCAACAUCGUCAUCGCCAGCGGCAGUCGCCGCGGGCGUGGCGGCGGGUGUUGCCCCUGCUUGUUCGGCCGGCGGCGGGAAGAGGAAGAGGCCGGCAUCGGCGACCGGACAGAGGUAG
Molecule: messenger RNA, 1276 nt
Organism: Ectocarpus sp. CCAP 1310/34
Lineage: Eukaryota; Phaeophyceae; Ectocarpales; Ectocarpaceae
Source: the annotation of a GenBank genome assembly